Messenger RNA from Aedes aegypti (yellow fever mosquito), 2760 nucleotides. Its product is annotated as short-chain dehydrogenase/reductase family 16C member 6. Gene Ontology annotation, cellular component: lipid droplet. Gene Ontology annotation, molecular function: oxidoreductase activity, acting on the CH-OH group of donors, NAD or NADP as acceptor. The transcript is spliced from 8 exons. Bases 985 to 2076 code for a protein of 363 amino acids. The record is from RefSeq and is a predicted model, not a curated record. Lineage: Eukaryota; Metazoa; Arthropoda; Insecta; Diptera; Culicidae.
AAUCUUUGCGCGGUACGGUUCAUCAAGCUCAUUCGAAUCCUGAAGGCGGUCGCGAUCGCACGUGGUCCUCUCUCUCUUUGUGUUCUAUUGGGAGGUGUUUAGAAGGCCUUUCCAUGGCUCGGUUAGCAUAGUUUGGACAGGAACUGGGUUAUCUAAUUAUUUUUCUCCUCAAUUGAAUCAGGAAGCUGACGGAAACAGAAGCAGCUGGAAAAGUCUAUUGGGACUGAUGUGAACCCAAGUGUAAAAAAGUGAACAAAUGCAUAAGAAAUAAAAGAAGCGACCAACGACGGUGACGGAUUGAAACAGUCCCUAAGGUAACAAGUUGUGCAUGCGAAAGCAUCGAAGAAAGAAGAAAGAGCGCAUAAAAGUGAAAUGUGGAAACGAAUGUUACAUUAACAUACUUACGGUAUAACUACGGUAUAACUACAUAUACUAAGAGUGCCCCCUCGUAGAUGCGACUAGAAAGAUUGCAGUCGUCGGUAUUGCCGUUGUCGAUUGCGCGCUCAGUUUUUGCCCUCAGUCAGUGUGUCUCAAGAAGAAAACUUCCAACCCAAGUCGGUGCCUGCAGGAGGUGCUUUGGCGGAGUCGUAACCAACUGACGUGAGUUUUUUUUAUUAGCAACGCGGUGGCAGUUCAAGUGCUUCCAUAUAGUGAGUUCGCUCUUGUUGGGAACCUCAACGAUCCGCGCCAAGUGGCAGUCAUAGCAUCGGUUUUGGCCUGUGGAGUGGAAAACUAGUUUUUCCUAACUGCUUGCCACACUCUUGUACGCGUGCACUCACACAAAGCUGAAGAAGAAGAAAAAAAGUGCAAUUGAAAAAAAUUCCAUCCACCAGAUCUAUACGUAACAUCUAAUGCUGUAGGCCUAAGUUUGCAACAAGUCGAUUGGCGAGUGCAAUUUGUGCUUGGUGCAAUUGGUGGUUACGGGCCAUCGUCUUCUGGUGAUAGUGAGUGGGUGACCUGAAAGAAGAAAACCCGAAGGAAAAAAUGUUGGCCAGCAAUGGGAAGCUGUUUUCGUUCGAUAGGAUCGAUCCGGCCCGGAAAAAGGUCUCCAUCAAGCACACCAUACUGGAUGUGGUGAUGUUUCUGCUCACGUCAUUGUGCUACAUUAUACAGGCCAUCUAUUACACACUGUUUGGCAAACCAAAGAAAGACCUCAAUGGAGAGCUAGCUCUAGUCACUGGCGGGGGAAAUGGUCUUGGACGGCUGCUGGCGUUACGAUUAACCAAACUCGGCGCCAAGGUGAUCGUGUGGGACAUCAAUCAGGACGGCAUCGACGAAACAGUCAAAAUAGUCCAAUCCAUGGGUGGAUUCUGCAAGGGAUACAAAGUGGAUAUUUCCAACAAGGAACAGGUGUACGCAUCAGCGGAUCUGAUCCGCGAAGAAGUCGGCGAUGUAUCGCUGCUGUUCAACAACGCGGGCGUUGUCUCGGGCAGAGCACUUCUCGACACUCCCGAUCACUUGAUCGAGCGUUCCUUCAACGUAAAUAUAAUUGCACACUUUUGGACUACCAAAGCCUUCCUGCCGGCAAUGUUGGAACGUGACCAUGGCCACAUUGUGACGAUCGCUUCCCUCGCAGGUCACGUCGGAAUUUCCAAACUGGUGGACUACUGUUCGAGCAAAUUCGCUGCGGUUGGUUUCGACGAAGCUUUGAGGAUAGAGCUGGAAUGCAUGGGAGCACGGGGAAUCUUCACUACUGUGAUCUGCCCUUACUUUAUCCAGGCGACGGGAAUGUUUGACGACGUGAACUCUAGGUGGGUGCCAACGCUGGAUUCCAACGAUGUGGCCGAUCAAAUUAUCGAAGCAGUUCAAAAGAACGAAAAGUAUGCCAUUAUUCCAGGAUACCUGAGGUGUAUGUUAGCGGUUAAGUGGAUAUUUCCAUGGGGUUGCAACUCUGGUUUUCUGCGACGGCUGGUUCCCGAUGCCACACCUCAACAUGCUGCCCCCAUCCAAACUCCAAACGGCCUCAAAAUGAAUGGACACUCACACCCGCUGGCGGAAACGGCACCGGAUAACAACAACACGAAGACGUCCCCACUGUUGGUCCAUCGACUAUCCACCGGGGAAAGGGUACUGUAAUAAGCAAAAACUUAACUCCCACCGAAACACGGAUUGAUCAAGAAAUACAAACACAAACACACACACACAUACACCCACUGUACUAAUUAGAAUAUUGCGCAUCCACAGAACUGAAAGGUUUCAACACCUAAGAACCAUCAAAAGAAAGAAAGCUGACAAGUGGAAAACUGGUUUUUCUUUUCAAGGAGGUUGCUCUCGGCAGCCUAACCAUGUCCUAAAUUUGAAAAAAAAAAGUUUUAAAAAUCUCUAGCUUUAAGAAUAGUGUCGACGGAGAAAAACUGAUACAAGUAUAUGUGAUUUGCCUUGUUUUAGGAAGCGACGAAAGAAAUGUGAUUAAGACAGGCUAGGCAUUAAGGCUGGAUAAUUCCUAUUUCUGGGGAAAGUAGAUGUUAAGGUGUCCAACUAGUUCGUAGUCAAUAAGAAGAAAGACAAACAAAAUCUUUACACAAUAAAAUCUGUUCACAAUUCCUUGCCUCCCGCUAGCUGUCAAGCUUUGGACGACACAACGCACUUUAUUCGAGAAUCCUUUGGAGCCGAUACUUUCUGUUGUCUUCCCUAUAGGAAUGAAGACCAAUUCGAGAGACGUUUUCCAUGAGCGAACCGAUAUUCCACAUUCCGAAUGUUCCUUACAGAAAUCCCGCUUUGGCGCGAAAUUUAUCAAUAAAUAGGCAUUUCAGACUCGUA